Messenger RNA from Hirsutella rhossiliensis, 2457 nucleotides. RefSeq lists its product as uncharacterized. The record is from RefSeq and is a predicted model, not a curated record. The coding region runs from base 1 to 2457 and encodes 818 amino acids. The transcript is spliced from 3 exons. NCBI's taxonomy places the organism in Eukaryota, Fungi, Ascomycota, Sordariomycetes, Hypocreales, Ophiocordycipitaceae.
AUGACUGACCGCUACCGGGCCAGUUCGCAUGCCGCCGCUGGGCGCUCGUCCACCUUCAAUCCAGCCAGGUCCUCCAUGCCCACCAGCAUAGGCUACAGCUCCAUCUACGCCGGCGACAUGCAUGUCGUGCCGUCAGCGACCCCGAGACAUCACGUCACAACUCCUCGCGCCUAUGCUACCUCGUCGUCGUCGACUGCCUCGGCCACGCCCACCACCACGAGGACCUACGCCGUCGCCCCCGACCCUCGCCAGCGCUCCACCACUCGCGAGACCGGCCGCGCCCGCCGCUCUACCCUCGACUCGGCCUCGAGGCCUCCCGUCAUCAUCACCACUACCACCCAAAAGGACCGGCCCCACGCCUCCUCCUCUCACACGUCCAACACGCGCUCCGGCAGCCCCAUUCGGGACGACUACCGUGCCAGCGACGGCCAGUUUUACGCCCAGCCCGCCUCGUCCAUCCGUUCCCGGAGCACCGCCCGCCCGUACCACGUCGCCACCGCCGCCGACGACUCGAGCCGUUUCCGGGAUCGCGGCGAGGCCCAGUUGAGCCAUCGUGAGGUCGAGGCCUAUCGCAGCUCCCGCCCCUCUGUUGCAUAUCCGAGCGACCCCAGACACAGCACCGCCGCCAUCGACUACGGCGACGAUGGCUAUCAGUAUACCAACGCCGGCGAGCUGGCCAGGUACGACCUCGACCUCCCCAAGUCCUCGCGCCCGCGCAGGCAGGAAAGCGUGGAUAGAGGAUACUAUCGGCCCAACAUCAACUACAACGCUGAUCAGCGGAGCUUCAACGUCAACACGAGCCAUGACUUGAGCCGAAACUACAACAUGAACACCAGCCGGCCCUACGACGGCAGGGCCGGCCCACCUCCAUCGACCCGUGGCUUCGACAGGAUAAGCAGGGCGUACGAGCCCGCGCGCGACCUGCCUCCCGCUGCUCCGGUUCCGCCCUCGCCCACUGGUGCCUCGUCUCUGCUUGAACCGCCUUCUGACCGGUGGGAAUCGGGGCGUCGCAGCCGGCCGCUCUCUCUUCACCAGGAUGGCGCCCCUCGAUCCUCUCACCAUGAUGAAUACCAAAGAAGCCGCGAUGAUGAGCGCCGCAUGCGAGAGCAUCGCGAGCGAGAACCCAACAUGGACCGGCCGUACGAGCCUUCCCGCUUCAAAGACGAGAGCAUUGCGUCCCGCGGCUUUGGCAUCCGGACAGAUGCCUUGGAGGGUCCGGGUGACGCCCGAGAGCGUCGUCGGGAGCCCCGAUCAGAGGAGCCCAAGAGGCGAAUGGACGAAACCGUGGUUGAAGAGCGUCACGAGAGAAGAGAGAGCAGGCGCGAGGAUGAAGGGGCUGACAAGGAACGGUCACGUCUUCGCGAGAAAGUCGCGGCUGGCCUGAGUGUCGCGGCCACUGCCAUCGGCCUGGCGCCUACGGUCAUGAAAGAGGAGGACAAGAAAGACCAGGGCGCAAGGGAGCCAAGGAGGCGCCGGAGCCCUGGCGAGGACAACGAAUGGCGGAGAGAGCCCGGCUUACCCGAGCGAGCCCCAGUGCCGGCCAAGGACAGGGAACAAACGCGAGCAAAGGAGGCGUCCUCUCGAGAUGGCUCCAGGACCAGCACCGAAAGUGCUGAUCGCCCCAGGCGGACGGCUCGGCGGCACCAGUCGUCCGGCGGCUUCGACCCCAAUGACGCCUCCGAUUUGAGGCAGCUUAAGGAGCAGCUGGCGGCCAUGGAUGACUCAGACAGGGGAGCGAAUGCGGAUCGGGGAGAUUCGGCCGAAGAGGAGAGGCAGCAGUCUCCUUCGUCGCCCUCCACAAGGCGGCGCGGGUCGAGUGAGUCGACGACAAAUCGGUCCCGUGAGCGCGAGCUGGCGAUUGUCUCCACCGGGACGAAGCAAGUCCGAGUCGUCUCGCCCCCAAGAGAGAAAUCAGAGGAGAAGCCUCUCAAGGGCAUCUUGAAGCAGCCGAGCGCGCGCUUCCCGGAGGAAACCAACCCAGUUCGCGAGGGUGUCGCGCCUCACAAGGAGGACAAGAAGCUCAAGGACGCGCCACAGGGUGCCAGGUGGACCAAGAUCAAUCGCAAGAUUGUCAACCCGGAGGCCCUGACUGUUGGCAAGGAGCGGUUUGAGGUCCGGGACGACUUUGUCAUAGUCCUGCGCGUCCUCAGCAAGGAGGAGAUUCAGGCAUACGCCUCGGCAACGCAGGUCUUGCGAGAGAGGCGACGAAACAAGUCUGACGGGGAUCGCGAGCAAGAUCGCGAUCAGGAUGACGAAGGGAGCCGGCGGCAUCACCGCUCUCACCGUCACAAGGACGAGGAUGAGCAGGACGGGGAAGAGAAAGACCGCGAGCGCGAGCGCGAGAGGCGCAGGCGCCACAGGAGGGACGGCGAGGACGAGUACGAGGCCCGGUCGCGAGACUCGGAGCAUCACCAUCCCCGGUCCUUCCGGGAGAGGGACCGUGGUGCGGAAGCAUGA